AUGGUGAGAUGCUACCCUCUGGCCCUCCGUCCGCAAGCCCCAUCAAACAUUCGACACUCCGGACUUCUCCACCCCCCCAUCGCAACAUCACCGCCGCGGCCAUACCGCCCACGCCCAUGGCGCCCCACCCGCUCCCUCUUCACGCAGCUCCUCCACGACGAAAACAAGCAAAAACAACGCAAUGCCAACAUCCGCCACUUCGGCGCGUCCUGGAUCCGACCGCCAGGAAUCCAGAAGACAUACCAAGCGAUGAUCGACGAGGAGAAGGAAAUGAAGGAGCAGGAAGCGCUUGCGAUGCGCGAGCAGCAGAUGAUGGAUCUCGCGGCUGCGCAGCAAGAUGCUGCGAAUGCGGAGGCGAGGGAUGCCGCGGGCGAGGAGAUUGAGGAAGAGGAGAGGGAUCUGGAUGAGGAUGUGCCCGAGGCGGAGGCGGAGGGGAGUGAGUCUGAGGUUUCGGCGUCGGGUAGUGAGAGCGGGAAUGAAGGGAGUGAGGAAGAGGGCGGGAGUAGGGCGGAUGUCACGUUCAAUGAGGAUAGCUUCAUUGAGGGGAGUAUGAUCGAGGGAAGGGUGGGGCAGAUGCUUGCGAUGGAGGAGGCGUCUAUGGAAGGCUCGCUGCUUGAGGAACGGGAUCUCGAUGAUGAUGUGCCGGAGGCGGGGGAUUACGAACAUACGGAUUCGUCCUUGAUGGACUCGAGCGAGGAUGAUGGGUCGUUUGUGCAGCCGCAGCCAGGAACCAUGAGGUCGACCAGGAGCAGACGGAGUUCUGGCGCGGUGAGGAGUACGAGGAGCAGGAGGAGUUCUGCUGGGGUUAGGAGUGUGAGGAGGACGAGUGGUCUCGUGCAGGUUCAUACCGUGGGCCAGGCUCAUGCGAUGGGUCAGCUUCAAGCGAGGGAGCAGAUGCGGAAUAAUAGGAUGAGCUUGGAGCUGGAGGGGAGCAGCUCGAUAAUGGAGGGAAGCUCAUUCUUGAGGAGCAGCCCUGCGGCUGCGAGGGGUGACGUGAGGGCGAGACUGUUCGGCGCAAGACAACAGAGAUGA
Messenger RNA from Didymosphaeria variabile, 1032 nucleotides. RefSeq lists its product as uncharacterized. The record is from RefSeq and is a predicted model, not a curated record. Bases 1 to 1032 code for a protein of 343 amino acids. Gene Ontology annotation, cellular component: anaphase-promoting complex. The transcript is spliced from 2 exons. Lineage: Eukaryota; Fungi; Ascomycota; Dothideomycetes; Pleosporales; Didymosphaeriaceae. Gene Ontology annotation, biological process: anaphase-promoting complex-dependent catabolic process.